GAAGUCUGUCUGGGUUUCUGGCUUCACAGAAAGAGUCACAGGUGUUUUCAUGUAGUGGUCCUGGUCGUGGGGUGCUGGCACUGUUAAUAUUCUUGACUACUUCGAAACCUGACGUGAACGUAAAGUAAUUUCGCUGUCACCUCGUCGCGGACAAGGGUUGACGGCCGGCUAAACUAUGGAGUCCAUGCUCAAUAAGCUAAAGAGCACCGUCACCAAGGUGACAGCUGAUGUGACCAGUGCAGUGAUGGGAAACCCUGUGACGCGAGAGUUUGAAGUCGGCCGGCACAUUGCCAGUGGGGGGCCUGGGAUGUGCUGGAGGAUCUAUGAUGGCACUAAGAAAUCCACCAAACAGGAAGUAGCAGUCUUUGUAUUCGAUAAGAAGGUAAUUGAUAGAUAUCAGAAGUUUGAAAAGGACCAGAUCAUCGAUUCACUUAAAAAAGGCGUUCAGCAGCUAACCCGCUUACGACACCCACGACUGCUUACAGUCCAGCAUCCUUUGGAGGAAUCAAGGGACUGUCUGGCAUUCUGCACAGAGCCUGUGUUUGCUAGUCUGGCUAACGUGCUGGGCCAGUGGGACAAUCUGCCUAGUCCUGUUCCCACAGACAUCAAAGAUUACAAACUCUAUGAUGUGGAGACGAAGUAUGGCUUGUUGCAGAUCUCUGAGGGCCUGUCCUUCCUGCAUAGUGGGGUGAAGAUGGUGCAUGGUAACCUGUGUCCAGAGAACAUCAUCCUGAACAAGAGUGGAGCCUGGAAGAUCAUGGGCUUUGAUUUCAGUAUCUCCUCCAGUAACCCAUCUGACGCUGAGCCCAAGUAUGUAUGUAAAGAAUGGGACCCCAAUCUACCCCCUCUUUGCCUGCCUAAUCCGGAAUAUCUGGCUCCGGAAUAUAUCCUGUCUGUCAGCUGUGACUCCGCCUCUGACAUGUACUCGCUGGGAGUGGUCAUGCAUGCAGUCUUCAACGAGGGGAAGCCAGUCUUCCAGGUCAACAAGCAGGACAUCUUCAAGAGCUUUAGCCGACAACUAGACCAGUUGAGUCGAUUGAGUCCCUCAGUACUAAGUCGGAUCCCUGAGGAAGUGCGAGAGCAUGUGAAGAUGCUUCUGAGUGUCACAGCUAACGUGAGGCCGGAUGCCGAUCAGAUGACGAAGAUUCCUUUCUUUGACGAUGUGGGAGCAGUGACCCUGCAGUACUUUGACACGCUCUUCCAGAGAGACAAUUUGCAGAAGUCCCAGUUUUAUAAAGGCCUUCCUAAAGUCCUGCCCAAGCUGCCCAAGAGAGUAGUGGUGCACCGGGUCCUGCCAGCUCUCACGUCGGAGUUUGUGAACCCGGACAUGGUGCCGUUUGUGCUGCCCAAUGUGCUGCUCAUAGCUGAGGAGUGCACGAAGGAGGAGUACCUGCGGCUCAUCCUACCGGACCUCACACCAGUGUUCAAGCAGCAGGAGCCUGUCCAGGCCAGCAACAUGAUCCAACUGAUAUUCUUGCAAAAGAUGGACUUGCUUCUAACCAAAACACCCCCUGAGGACAUCAAGAACAGCGUCCUUCCCAUGGUCUACAGAGCAGUAGAGGCGCCAUCCAUUCAGAUCCAGGAGUUGUGUCUGAAUAUCAUCCCCAGUUUUGCUAAUCUGAUUGACUACCCCUCCAUGAAGAACGCACUUAUCCCUCGCAUCAAAUCGGCCUGUUUACAGACCUCCUCAUUAGCUGUGAGGGUGAACUCUCUGGUGUGCCUGGGGAAAAUUCUGGAGUAUCUGGAUAAGUGGUUUGUCAUUGAUGAAAUCCUGCCAUUCCUACAGCAGAUACCUUCCCGGGAGCCAGCCGUACUCAUGGGCAUUCUGGGCAUCUACAAGUGCACUUUUACCCAUAAGAAACUAGGCAUUCCAAAAGAACAUCUUGCAGCGAAGAGUUUGCCUCAUCUAGUCUCGCUCAGUAUUGACAACAACCUGAACCUUAACCAGUUUAACGCUUUCAUGGCUGUAAUCAGAGACAUGCUGAGUCGAAUGGAGGCAGAGCACAAGACCAAGCUGGAGCAGCUCCACAGCAUGCAGGAACAGCAGAGGAGCCUGAACCUCACCAGUCAAAUGAACCCCACAGAAGAGACAAAGGUGAGCCCUAAUCCAUCCAGUCAAAUACGAGAGAUUGACGACAUCUUUGGUGGGAGCGCAGCAAGUGCAGGUGUGAACAGCAAAGAGAAUGGCUCCUCCUCCGUCACCUCUCAGCCCUCUAGAGUUUCUCUCACUCUGGAGGAGAAGCAGCGUUUGGCUAAAGAGCAGGAGCAGGCUGCCAAACUAAGGAACCAGCAACCUUUGGCACCACAAAACGUCAAACCUGCUGUGACCACCACACAGACAAAAGACCUAACCAGCAGUCUACUGAACAACAUGACCUCACUGAACAACCUCUCUCUGAACUCUGGUCCUCGGACAGCGCCCAUGCAGGCUGGCACGCUCACUUCUGGCUUCUCCACUGGACCCACGCUAGGUGGCAUGGGCACCAUGGCCCCCGUGAGCAAUGGCUUCAGCUCUCCUAUGGGCUUCAGCAGUGGGACCAUGGCAAUGGGUGUGGGCAUGCGACCUGCCAGCCCUGGAAUGUAUGGGGGACUGGCCACCACCACCAGCACACCGAACUUCGGCACCCUCACGCAGAACCAGAACCAGAACCAGCCCAGCAAGCCUCCCGACAUGUCUGCCCUGGACUCUCUCUUCACUGCUACCAAGCCCAAAGUCAGCCUGAACCAAAUGGCUUCCAAGCCGGCUGCAGCCACCGCUGCGCCCUCCCCCUGGCUCAACCAGUUUGGUACAGGCCAGCCCUCCCAGACUGCAGGCAUGCAGGCAGGGCGAGUGGGAAUGACUGGGGUGCAGGGUGGAUUUGGAAUGCAAGCUAACCCGUUUUUCAAUCCUCAGAACUUCUCGCAGCCUACCCAAGCCCCAACCAUGAACACAGGAAUGCUUAAACAGAGCACGUCCGUCAAUAACGAUCUGAAAGACCUCUUCGGUUUUUAAGUUGAAAAUAUCAGAGAUACCAGAAAAUGGGGGCUAAGGAGGUCAAUAUAGUCCAUCCUUAAGGCACAUUACUUAUUUUGCUUUCAGUUUGGUUAAUGAGAUUUAAACAUUUCUUGUGGUGAACCUUUUGUUGAACAGCUGUCAAUCAGAAGAUGGCCACCAGCCUUACUUAGGCAGGCUUGUGCAUAUUUCUACAAGUCCUGCUUGUCUGGAGUCCCUGCUUGAGUACUGCAUACUGGACAUAAAUAUGUUGCUUUGGUUUGUUCACUUAAGUACUGGGUUUCAAAAGAAAAAGGGGGAAAAAAGCAUCCUCUAGUAAAUGAAAGUGUGACAAUUCCAUGGUAAUCCGUUCUCCUUGAAUGACACUUUCGGGGUCAUUCAUCCAUUAAAUUCAAUGUGGUCUUGUCUCCUUUCGGCGCGCCACUAAAUCUCAUAGCACUUUUCGAAUGACCAAGGACCUGUCAAGUGAUGAAUUCAAUAGACCUGUCAGUUGGUGUCCAUCAGAGAUAUCCAGUAUGUACGGAAGGAGACAAACGGGUCUUUUGUUUCCUUUUCUUUUUUUCCCCCCUGAUGAGUUCACAGCUCAUCAGACCUUUACAUUUUCCAUAUUCAUUUGAGCAAUGAUCACAAUCUAAUCGUGUGUAAAGUUGUGUGGCAGUGUGUGGGAGGGAUGUGUGUGAGAACGUGAUUUAUCUAGAUGUAAAUGUGAGAGAGUCUUUUUGUGGUUGUUACCAUUUUUUUGGUAGAUAUAUGACUUGAUACAAAUUGCCCAGUGGAGUAUAAUCUGUUGCAGUCUGUACAGUGGACAUUUUGCACUGAAGGUGCACAAAACGUAAUGGUGCUGUAUGGAAGCAUUUCUAUGCCGGUGUAUUUGGAGGAAAUCCGUGUAACUGAAAGUGCUCCGAGGUUGCAAGUUUAUAAGUUGAUAAUGCAUCUUGAUAUCAUGAUCUUUCUCCAAAUCGUGGUAAAAUGGGUAUAAAUUGGGAUUACAUUAUUGAACUUUUUUGGCAUUUAGGAGCUUCCUUAGAAAGAUGGUGUAUGUGCAUUUGUUUGUAUCUGUGUUUGUCCAGCUUGUAUCUUCUUUUUAAGUAAUUUGUGUUCUGUUGCAUUGCACAUCACAGUUCAUGCCUGUCCUGUAGCCCACGUGACAGUAACACUGGGACAGAUUUGGCAGUGGGUUAACACAGUUAAAAACGCACAUGGACCAAUUUAAGCUUUUAUUCCUACUCAUGACCAAAUAGAUAGCUGCAAAAUGGUGAGCCACUCUUCUAGAACUGUAUAAUAUUUGCAUAUCAUACCAAUGAAGUGUAUAGUAUAUUGAGAUUUAUUUGAUAUAAUUUAGGAUUUUUAAAAAUGUAUUCUCUGAAGAUCACAUUCACAAAGGAGACAUGAGUACCUGUGUGUGUGUGUGUGUGUGUGUGUGUGUGUGUGUGUGUGUGUGUGUGUGUGUGUGUGUGUGUGUGGGGGUUGUUGCGUACAAGGAGAGGUGUGCAAUAUUAGGUAUUUGAAGGGUUUUGCAAAAUUGGCUUGCUGUGAAUAAGUGAUUUAGCACAUAGAAUUUUCAUAUAUGGAAAAUAUCUGGGCCCUGGAUUCAAUAAAUCAUUUAAAGACUGGAAUGUCAUAAAAAUAGUUCCUUGGAAAACGGGGGAAAUGUAAAAAGCAGUUCCAAUGAUUUGAGAGAUGGAUCUAAUGUAUGUAGUCCAUGACUUGUGGCAGAAGCGUAUUUGUAAUUGAAAUGAAUAGUAAUUAAAAUAGAUUUGUAAAUCAAAAUGGUUUCCUUACAGAAAACUAGACUCUCAUAGGACCUGGUUCCAUUUGCCAACACUACUAAUUUGACAUCUAAAUAAAAAAGUGAUAAAUGCCUAUUCUUUUAUUAGAAUCUUUAUAUUCUACCAAUGUAAUAUCUGUACAAUGUGGCAUCUUUGUGAACUUUGUAUUGUGUUAUGAGACUGUAUUGUCUGAAGUUGAGAGUUUGAAAAUCUGUAAAUAUUUAUCAAAAUACAGAUGCUGACCUUCUCUUUAAAGUCUUUUGGUCACUUUGUCAAAAGUGUGUAUUUGUGUGUAAAUACAGCUGUAGUGUAUAUAUAUUUUUAGAAAUAUUUGACAAUAGCCUGAAGGAUAAAUAAAGCUCUUUAAAUUAUG
Molecule: messenger RNA, 5134 nt
Organism: Electrophorus electricus (electric eel)
Lineage: Eukaryota; Metazoa; Chordata; Actinopteri; Gymnotiformes; Gymnotidae
Source: RefSeq, a predicted model, not a curated record